GUGUUUCCUAAAUUUGGGGAAAUAAGUACUGUCAUGUGCUGCCAUGCCGAUCAUGGUGGCUGGAGGUAUUUGUGAAAUAGUUACGUGACAGGUACACAGUUGAAACGUACCGAUUUGAAUUGUGAUUGUGUUAUAGUAAUAAUUAAAUCACUAUAAUAUGUUGUUAUUGAUCACUGACAUUAAUUAUUUACUGCUUUAUAGUGAAAUACGGAAAGUGUUUUGCCCAGAUAUAAAAAACUGUCAAGUACUAGAUUUGAUCUCAAGUUACAAGUGUUCUUCAGCGUAAAAGUUCUGUGCCAAGUAUUGUCAAUUGCCAAAGAUGAGUGUGAAUGAUUCUUCACCUUCAAAAAUGAAACCGGAAUGGAAAGAAAAUAUUCAAGAUACUUUGGGUUGGGAUUGGGAAGUAAUGUGUGGACCAAAUGGUUUUGUUGUGUGGUCACCAGAAAUUCACAAUUUUGGAUUGUGUUUUCAAGAAAUUUGCCUGCAUCUUCCAGUGUUAAUUUUUUUAGCAAUAUUAUCAUCUUAUCAUUUUGGUUUUCGUAGCAGAUACCCUGCCCUGAGAAAUUCAAGUUAUGCUUUCCAAACCCGUAAAAUUGCAACAAUUAUAUUAGCUAUGCUGCCAUUAAUAAAAUUAUUUAUUGGAGUUACUAAAACUCCUCAUGCCUUAAAUGUAGUGGAUUAUUUCAUGCCAUUAGUUGUAUCUGUUACUUGGUUAUCACACUUUUGUUAUGUUUGUACUGUGAAGAGGGGUGGAAACUCUGCACAAGGAGGGCAAAUUGUCAUAUAUAUUUUGUGGACAACACUUGUGGUGGUUGAUAUAAUGUCUGUUCAAUUGUACUACUGUUGGCAAAAUAUUGCUGUUCCUGCCAUGUCAGAAUAUAUGAAAUUGUCUUAUGGGAUCAGUAUUACAGUACUAGUAUUUCAGUGUAUUUAUGGUGUUUGUUUACUAUGUGAUGGCAGAACACAACAGCAAGACUUCAGUCCUGAACAACAAGCCUUGUUGGGGUCUCCAAGAGUUCAUUCAUACAGUCGUUUUAGAGAAGAAGAUGAUCCUUUAUAUUUGGGGGUGGCAUUGGAAGGAUGGUCGUUUCUGUCUAGAAUGUUUUUUAUAUGGGUGAAUCCUUUAAUGGACAAAGGUGUGAAAGGCAAACUAAAUCAACCUGAUGAUUUACAUGACCUUCCUUUGAAUUUAACUCCUGCAUAUUUAAGUAAUCAGCUUGAGUACUCUUUGAAUUGUGAUGAAAAUUCAGAACACCAGGAACAAAAUAAUACAGCUGGUUGGUAUGGAAGCAUUAAUAGUGGCCCUGCCAGUCAUCCUGAUACUCAUACCACAAUGUAUUCCAGAAAAAUACCAAGGAGAAAAGUAACUUUGUUGCGAGCUCUUCAUUCAUGCUUUGGUCUUCAGUUUUAUGGAAUUGGAAUACUAAAAUUUAUUGCUGACUGUUCAGGAUUUGUCGGACCAUUGCUUCUAAAUGCUCUUAUCACUUUCAUUGAAACAAAAUCUGAAAACAUAGAAGAUGGUUAUGCAUAUGCCGCUGGAUUAUUUGGAGCUACAUUUGUGGGUGCAUUAUGCAAUGCUCACUUUAACUUUUUAAUGGCAACUGUGGGUCUGAAAAUUCGUGGAGCUAUAGUGAGUAUUGUAUAUCGAAAGACGUUAAUGGUUAGCACUACAUCUCUAAACAAGUUUGGCAUUGGAGAAAUUGUGAACUUCAUGAGUACUGAUACUGACAGAAUUGUUAAUGCCUGUCCUAGUUUUCAUGCAUUCUGGAGUAUACCUUUUCAGAUUGCUGUGACACUGUAUUUACUUUAUCUUCAAGUGGGCUAUGCUUUUCUGGCUGGUGUUCUUUUUACUGUUGUUUUGAUUCCAAUCAACAAAUUUUUAGCAUCUAAAAUUGGAGAACUCAGUACAAAAAUGAUGGCUAGUAAAGAUAAAAGAGUGCAAAUGAUGGCUGAGGUUUUGAAAGGAAUUACUGUCCUGAAAUUUCAUGUUUGGGAGAAUAAUUUCAUAAAUAAGAUAAAUGUGUGCCGUGAUGAAGAAUUAAAAUACCUGAAAUACCGAAAGUAUCUGGAUGCUUUGUGUGUGUAUUUUUGGGCUACCACCCCUGUGUUGAUGUCAAUACUUACCUUUUCAACGUACGCUCUUCUUGGAAACAAACUUACCGCUGCUACCGUUUUUACCAGUAUUGCAUUAUUGAAUAUGUUGAUAGCCCCAUUAAAUGCAUUUCCAUGGGUUCUCAAUGGCCUUACCGAAGCAUGGGUAUCUUUAAAUAGGAUACAGAAACUCCUGGAGUUGUCCGAUUUGGAUUUUUCUGAAUAUUAUACGUCUCUUCCAUCUGGAGACACUAAUGUUGCAGUUUACGUGAAGGAAGGUACAUUUGCAUGGUCAGUUUAUAAUAAUGAAGAGAAUUCUGUUAAUGCUGAUGAGCCAUCUCAAAGCACUGUUCUUAGUAAUAUAGACCUCAUUGUAGCCAAGGGUGAAUUUGUAGGUGUAACUGGACGAGUUGGCAGUGGAAAGAGUACAGUUUUGUCAGCAUUGCUUGCUGAAUUGAACAAAGUUGCUGGUGUGGUGUGCCUUGACAAUGUUGAUUCUGGUUUUGGGUUUGUAUCACAGUUGCACUGGCUUCAGCAUGGAACUUUAAGAGAUAAUAUAUUGUUUGGAAAGGCGUAUGAUGAUAGUAAAUAUAAGGCUGUUUUGGAAGCUUGCUGCCUUGAAGAAGACAUUAAAUCUUUUCCUGGUGGAGAUUUGAUUGGUGUGGGGGAAGGUGGUGUAACUCUAAGUGGAGGACAGAAAGCUCGUGUUGCACUUGCCCGUGCAGUUUAUCAGAAUAAGGAUGUAUAUUUCUUGGAUGAUAUUUUUUCUGCUGUUGAUAAUCAUGUGGCUCAGCAUUUGUUCCGUAAAUGCAUUACUGGUUUAUUGAGGAAUAAGACACGAAUACUCUGUACUCAUCAUGUUAAGUACCUAAUGUUUGCUGAUAAAGUUGUGAUAAUGGAUAAUGGUGCCAUCAAAGAUCAAGGAAAACCACAAGAUGUUUUGCCAGAUUAUGAUGAAUUUCUGUCAUCAUCAGACUAUGAAACUUUCGAUAGCAGUCCUUUGAAAACUCUUGUUGAAUCAAAAUCUAAUCAGAUGCAGGAGGUAAAUGAGAGCGAUUUUCAAGAAGAGGAGCGAGAAGUGGGCACUAUUGAUUGGAGUGUUUAUGGUGCCUACUGGAAAGCCAUUGGGCAUUUUCUUGCUGCUUUCAUACUUUUAUCAAUUAUCUUCAUGCAAAGCUCAAGAAAUCUGACAGAUCUUUGGUUAAGUUACUGGGUGUCACAUUCAGGAGAUAAUCAACCACAUUCAAAUGAUGACUCUGUUGCACCUAGGCUUUAUCAUUCACUUGACAAGUCAAACGUAAAAUAUUAUUUGACAGUUUAUGGAAUUUUGGCCUGUUGUAAUUCUGUCUUUACAUUAUUUCGAGCCUUCUUAUUUGCUUUUGGUGGAGUCCAUGCAGCUACUAAAAUUCAUAAGUCUCUUCUAUCAGUAAUAAUAAAGAUGACAGCUUACCGUACUCUUGCUGUAACUGUAUAUGCCUUACCAUGGUUAAUCUUACUGCUGGCUCCCUUGGUUCCUGUGUAUCAUUGGCUUCAAAACCAUUACCGUUUGACUUCACGUGAACUGAAACGUCUUUCCAGUCUGAGUCUGUCUCCUGUCUACAGUCAUUUCAAUGAGACAGUAAUGGGCCUUGCUACUAUUCGAGCCUUUAGAGCUAUUCCCAGAUUCAAAAGAGAAAAUGAAGAACAUUUAGAAGCUAAUCAGAAGUGUCAAUUAGCUUCUCAGGCGGCUAGUCAAUGGUUGGGGCUUCGGCUUCAGUUAAUCGGUGUUGCUAUGGUUACUGGCAUUGGGAUUAUUGCUGUUGUUCAGCAUCAGUUUGAUGCUGCUGAUGCAGGUUUAAUUGGCUUGGCUUUAUCGUAUGCUCUGUCAGUAACAGGAAUUCUCAGUGGUGUUGUGAAUGCAUUUACAGAAACUGAAAGAGAAAUGAUAGCUGUUGAAAGAAUUCAACAAUACAUUAAUCAUGUGGAACCUGAGAACGUGCAAGAAAUUCUUCCCCCACCAUAUGCCUGGCCAAGUCAAGGUGUUAUUACGUUUUCAAAUGUUGUUCUGAAGUACAGGGACCAUUUAGCACCUGCUUUGAAUGGAGUGUCAUUUGAAACACGACCUGCAGAAAAAAUUGGUGUGAUGGGCCGAACUGGUGCUGGAAAAAGUUCAUUGUUGGUUGCAUUGUUUCGAUUGUGUGAAUUGUUUAGUGGGAAAAUAUUAAUUGAUACAGUGGAUAUUUCGCACAUAGGAUUACAUGGCUUGAGGGUUAGGCUGGCUGUUAUACCACAAGAUCCAUUUCUUUUCUCUGGCUCUAUAAGAGAAAAUUUAGAUCCUGCCUCUGAGUACAGAGAUGAUGAAUUGAUGAAUGUGAUUCAAAGGUGUCAUAUGGCAGCUGCUGUUAGAAAACUUGGAGGUUUGGAAGCAAAGUUGUCACCAGGAGGUUCUAAUCUCUCUGUUGGUCAGCGACAGUUAUUGUGUCUGAUUCGUGCUGUACUACAUAAUGCUAAGAUUGUUUGCAUUGAUGAAGCAACAGCAAGUGUUGAUUUGGAAACUGAUCGUAAUAUUCAACAUACACUUCGCACGUCAUUUCGACAAAGUACUGUGAUAUCUAUUGCUCACAGAGCAUCUACAAUAAUGGACCUUGAUAGAGUGCUAGUGCUGGGAAAUGGUGAAGUUUUGGAAUUUGAUAGUCCUGAUGUGUUGAUGAGAAAUAAAGAGUCACACUUUUACAAAUUAGCUAGUCCUGAAUAUGAACUUUCUUGAAGUAUUGAUUUCAACCAUUAAAAAUAUUAGAUAUGAAACUUGUGUUGUGUCAAGAAACGAAUUAAUAUUUUUAAUAUUGAGCUAUGAUUAUUAAAAUUUUAUUUGCCUUAUGAAGGUUUAAUAGUAUAUGCUUGCGUUUACCUGUCUGUAGUUUAGAAUGUUCAUGAGAGGAAGACUGUUGCCAUUUUCAGGUUGUAAACUUUUUCAAUGACUUGUAGGCUUCAAAUGUAUUGUUCAGUAGAAUUGUAUGAUUGCAGUGAAUACUUCAGUUAAGUGUGUAAUUUUAAAUUUUACUGUAUUGUGUGAACAGUCAUCAUUCAUUAAUGGUGCUCUAAGGUGCUCUCUGAAUCAUUAUUAAUGACAUUUUUUUUUACAUUCCUUGUCAUCUUAAAAAGUGUUGUAUGAAAGAGAAAAUACAAGAAAUAAAAAUGGUUUAGUUCAUUAAUUUAUGGGAACACUCUGAGAGUUCCUUACUAGCCUUUAUCUGCAAUAAAAAUAUUAUUUUAUGAAUGUAUUCAGUCUGAAACAGAUUAAUUGUUUUAUAUUGUCCAAGGACUUGUAAUUGUGAUAAAAAAUUGUGGACUGCAUUUUACAUGGUACAAAAUGGUAAACAUUAAUGAAAAGUAUUAAGGCAUCCAAAACUAGCAUAACUUAAAAAUGCAAAAUUGCGUUCAUGAAAUAUAUACAAAGAAAUAGAAAGUCCAUUUUUAUUUCUUAUACUCUACUAUCAACUUACUCAGAAGAAGUUGCUUGGAUAUUCCUUAAACUUUAAUUUAUUUUAUUAGUUGGUAAGACAAAAUGCAUUGUGUAGAUAACAAAUUUUUAGUUACAUUUAGGACCAAGAUUGUUUACUUUAUGUAAUUGUGUUAGAUUUUAUGCAUUUACAAAAUGAAAAAACAACCAAAACCAUGUUUAAUUUCUAUAAAUAACAAAUAAAUUGCUAAGAAAUUACAAGCAACUUUCUUUAAUUUUGCCGGUAUUGAUAUGGAUUAAGUAAAUUCCCACAUAUAGUUAUUUAAAAAAACGUUUGAUAUGAACAUCAUAAUUUAACAAGUAUUGAUUUUGUAGGCUUUAGCAAAGUUGUUCAAAACAACACUUGUUUCAUUAUGAUUUUACAAAAAAAUGUAUGUCAUUCGAACAUUUUGCUUUAUUGAUUAUGGAGCAUGUUUUAAAAUUUUAUUUGAUAUUCAUUGCUAUGAUUACUAAUUUUGUGUAUCAUCGUUAUUGGUUAAUGUAUUAUUACAUUAUUGUAUUAUAAAUUUGAUCAGAAAUGUAUCUUAAUUUCUUGGAGAGCCCGUGCAGAGGUCAGAAUGGGACUUCCAACUGUGGUUUACAAAUGUGAAAUGAACAUUUUUUUAAUCUUAUUUUUUUUAUUAUAAAUUUAUAUUACAUAUAAGAUUUCACAUGCCAAAGAAUUUGUACACAUACAUAAUACUUGAUUUUACAAUUUUGAAGAACUGAGGCAUCAGAUAAAGGAUGGGGCGGUUGUUGUUUGUCUGAAGUGUUACACAUUCAUAUAUUGUUACAAUAAGAUAAAAAUUGUCAGAACAUUUGUUAUUUGUGGCCCUACCAAACUAAAAUAAUAGUCUUUUUCAAAAAAUAAAAAUUAAUCUCUCAUAAAUAAAUUGAAUU
Molecule: messenger RNA, 6469 nt
Organism: Gryllus bimaculatus (two-spotted cricket)
Lineage: Eukaryota; Metazoa; Arthropoda; Insecta; Orthoptera; Gryllidae
Source: the annotation of a GenBank genome assembly